Olea europaea var. sylvestris is the source of this 893-nucleotide messenger RNA. RefSeq lists its product as uncharacterized. Gene Ontology annotation, molecular function: structural constituent of ribosome. Gene Ontology annotation, biological process: translation. The record is from RefSeq and is a predicted model, not a curated record. Gene Ontology annotation, cellular component: ribosome; mitochondrial large ribosomal subunit. Lineage: Eukaryota; Viridiplantae; Streptophyta; Magnoliopsida; Lamiales; Oleaceae. The transcript has 3 exons. The coding region runs from base 56 to 502 and encodes 148 amino acids.
UUUCCAGUUUACAACCCAGCACAGACCCUAACCAAAUCGAACUCAAAAUACGAAGAUGGCGUCGUCCAAAACCCUAAUUCGCACCGGAGUUUCUCUGAUAAACCGUUUCGUCAACCCGACUGUUAAUUCGAACCCGAUUCCCAUCCACCGGAUUCUCUGCCAGAGCCCACCAUUGAUAAACCCUCCGCAGCUGUUCCCCUCGCACUUCCUCCCUCAGUCUCACACCUCCUUUCUACAAUUUCCACAGAACCAAAACGACGCCGAAUCUCGCAGAGAGCUCUUCCUUCACCCCUCUGGCAUCCCGUUUCUUCCGUUCUUCCUCCCCGAAGGAGAUGAUUCUUCAUCAAGCAAGUCAAUGAUUUUACUUCCAAAGCGAACAUAUCAACCGAGCAACAUCAGGCGCAAAAGGACACAUGGAUUUUUCGCUCGGAAAGCAACGAAAGGUGGCCGGAGAGUUAUUGCUCGGCGAAUCGCAAAAGGUCGGUCCAGAAUCACGGCUUGAGAACUCUUGAUUGUAGACAAGUUUUGGUCAAAUCACCUCACCCUUUGUGGGUUGUUCUGACUCUGCAUAAUGUUAGGUUGGGAUAGAGAAAGUCAAGUUAAUCUAUUUGGCCUUCGGGGGAUUUCAAAUGUUCCCAAUGCAUUGGAGAUUUUGCUGUGUCCCAAUAUUGGAGAUUUUGCUGUGUCCCAAUAAAUAUAGUGUCUGAAUCAUUUUCGGUUGCUUUGGUUUUAUUAGUGCGAUCACAUUAGUUUUUUGUUCCGCUCCUUUGUUGUGCGAGUUUCUUAUGCAGAAAAAGUUGAACAAAUCUACGAAAUUGUAGUUUGUGUUAUGAAUUCAAUAGCUGUCCUGUAGUUGCAAAAUACAUCUGAGAAGAUAAUAGUGCGUUUGAUUU